GGCACAGACUAACGUAAAUGAGACAAAAGUAAAACAUUCUGUAGGACAAUUAACAAAUAAAUUUUAAUAAUACAAGAUUCUGCAAUACCUCUGUGGAGCGAAAAUUCUUUGGCUGAUAGAGGGCGGUUAAUGUAACAUGCUCAGCGUCCCUGCACAGCAGAAAGCAAAAGGAGAAAUGGAGAAGGGCAAUGAUAACGAUGAGAAUAAUAAUAAUAAGUGUGCAACUGGUACUGUGACGGGUGGGAGCAGCUGGGAAAACGGAGACGUGCACUCUUCUGUGGAGGUGGAUACAUCUUCUUCUCCAUCACCCCACCUCCUCUUUGAUUUCCACCCCGGCCAAGUGGCGAGCAUUAUCAGGAGGAGGGCAAUGAUAAAACAGUUGGCAGCUUCAUAUCAUGCAGAAUGUCUAUCUUAUUGUCGAGAAUUAUUGGAGCUUCAACGGAGGUGGGAGCAGAUCAGUUCAUCUUUAAUGGCAAGAUCAACAAAAUCUAUAAAACAAAUCAGAGGAAAAUUUACAAUCAGCAAAAUAAAUGGCAGGUUAGCACAAUGUCACUGGGGAAGUAAUGCCUCAAAAAGGGAAAAUGAAUGAUGACUAAACUUCAAGCCCAGAUGCUUACUGUUGAAUAUUUUAAAGUAUGCCAAUAGCAUAAUGUAAUGCGAGUGUAAUUAAUGAAGAGGAGACGAAUGAUUUUUGUAUAUGUUGUAGUAAGCAUAUUUACAUGAUAAAUGCUAAAUCUGUUGUUAAUCCUUAUUAAAUGAGAUAAACAUUAUUUUUAGUCGAGCCAUUGUUUUUGUAACGUUGGUCUUCCUUGAAUUGAAUAUGUGGGUAGCAUGAUCAAUUUGACUUUUUUUGUGUUAA
This is a messenger RNA of Cryptomeria japonica (Japanese cedar), 859 nucleotides long. RefSeq lists its product as uncharacterized. NCBI's taxonomy places the organism in Eukaryota, Viridiplantae, Streptophyta, Pinopsida, Cupressales, Cupressaceae. The record is from RefSeq and is a predicted model, not a curated record. The transcript is spliced from 4 exons. Bases 137 to 589 code for a protein of 150 amino acids.